Messenger RNA from Aplosporella prunicola CBS 121167, 2223 nucleotides. RefSeq lists its product as uncharacterized. Lineage: Eukaryota; Fungi; Ascomycota; Dothideomycetes; Botryosphaeriales; Aplosporellaceae. Bases 138 to 1928 code for a protein of 596 amino acids. The record is from RefSeq and is a predicted model, not a curated record. The transcript has 2 exons.
CCCCACUGUUUGACCAUCCCCCAUGUCUGCUUCUGCUUCGCCAGACUCGUAGCCCCUUCUCGCGCGUUUGACGUGGCCGCCUGCUGCUGUCCACGCCGCUUCGCCCGGCCCAGCUUCGGCUCCAGCGCAUCGGCUCGAUGACGCCGCGCCCUGUGCCGGUUCCCUUGUCUGUCACCAUGUCUGGCAACUUUGAUUUCCCUCCAGCCACCGGCUCCGCUCCUUCCUCCUCCAACGACGACAACUCGAACUCGACCCUGCCCGCCCGCCUCCAGCACAUCCGUCAGGCCCUGCAACGCGAGCGAGAGCAGCAGCGCGCCACCAACGACCAAGAAGCCUCCGAACGCCGCAUUCGCCUCUCCGAUCCCCAACCUGCCUCCAUGCCGCCCCGAAGGAGACUCCGCACCGCGCGAGGCUCGGCCGGGUCCUACGGCUUCUUGGGCGACCAAGCUAGUCGUCCCCACGAAUCCGCACACACCCCGGACCCUCCGACUUCGGCAAUCCGCGAUAGGCCCCGCGCCGAGCCAGGCUCGAGACUCGGUGCUUUGUGGCGUGCACGCGAAAGGGACAGGGCGGAGAGCAACACCCCUCUGACCGAGUUGUCGGAACUAGAGCGAGCUGGAGAGAGAUUGGCCGAGAUAAGCGCCAGUAUAUCAUCGUUGAUAGGAACACCGCACAACAUUCAGAACUCUGAAUUACUGCGUCUGGGCUUUGGCGAUCGUCGUGAUGGUAGCGGCAGUCCGUCCCGUCGGAGCACAAAGCGCCGAAAGCUGGAUCAUGAUAACACGCCCUCUGUACCGAGUUUCAGGUACGGGCACUUUGGUCAGGUGGUGUCUGGAAAGCUGAAGAUGGAAAUCGUCAGUUGCGACGGCGGUGAAUACAACGACAGCACCGGAGACCUGCACCGGGUAGAGAACGCGCUCAAAAAUGACGCCAGUGUCUACUGCACCAAGAAGUCACAUUGCAAUCUGGUCUUGCGGCAUCAAGGGGGUACGACAUUCUGCUUGGAUAAAAUCGUCAUCAAGGCGCCCGAGAGAGGUUUCACGGCCCCGGUCCAGGAAGGCAUGAUCUUUGUCUCCAUGGAUAAGGAUACGCUUCUCAAGGGGACUGAGCCCUACCAAAUAAGUUACAGCAGCGAGUCUUCAGCUACAUCACGUGCUUCAAGCACGUCCUCAUCUUCGUCUCGCAGACCUGAGCGUAUAUCCUUACUCGAGAGCCUCCAAGACCCUGAAGUCCUUGCAGGGUCCUUGGCCCGCCGGCCACAUUGGUUGAUGGCUCAAGAUCGCGUAGAUCAGCAGAUCCAAGAGGACCGACAAGCAAGAUUUGCGCGGCUCCUACGUAUGAGGCGUCGGAUUGAGAGUGCGUACGCCGAGAACAUCAGGGCACCGCAAUCAAACCCGUUCGGAGACAACUGCGACUCCGAAACCAACGACCGCCCGUCCAUGAUCUCGCCCAUGGCACCAGCUCCGCCUCCGUUUUAUGUCACGCAAGAAGAGGACGAUGACUCAAGUGAUUCCGAUCAGGAGCAGCCUAGCGCAUCCAUCAUGGCCGACCGGCUGAGGCGGGACAGCCGGUGGCGUGGAGAUACUGACGAUGAAGAUGAAGAUGAAGCGCGCAUGAACAUUUUCUGGGAGCCACGGAGCCGGGCUAUGGCGCCCGGCAUCCUGCGGUCUGCGCGGCGGAGCACGCCCAGCAAGAUUGAGCCAGAGGAAUCGGCUGUCGCUGACGGAGACGUCUUGGCGCCGCAUGCCCGCUUCUUCAUGCAGAAGAGCAAGAGCAAGAUCACCAUCAGGUUCGAUCCGCCUGUCUCUGGCAAGUUCAUCCUGCUUAAACUGUGGAGUCCGUCCAAGAACGGAAACAUUGACGUGCAGCAUGUUGCUGCGCACGGCUUCGCUGGCCCUCGCUACUUCCCUGCCUGUGAAAUGCGCUAGGUCGGCGGCGGUAUGGGAAGCGGGUCAUGGUGCUAUAGGCAGUGGUAUCUUGCCUCCAUUUUUGGCAGAAUUUCAUACUUGUGAAAGUUGGACUUUUCAAAAACUCGACACCAGAGGGGGUCAUUUGUGGAGGAAAGGAUGGAAACCAUCCUUAGGGGCCUGGCAUUGUUCGGGGAAGGAGUGGAGAUGUAAUGAAUCGGCUGUUUAUUUUUGGCACCCGCCUUACACGGUGAGGGUCAAUAGCGGUUUCCGACCUCGGACCAGACGGUAAUCAUUACACUAGAGGUACUCAGGC